GAUCAUAAACCCUAGCCACCUCUGUUCCCUCUCUUCUUGUCAAAACGAGAAAUUCGUGAAACCACCUGUACCGCCGAUCUUCCUCUUCUUCACCAUGUCUACUCGUUUCUAGAUAAGAAAACAAAAAUAGAGAAAAGAUAAGAAAAAAACACAUGAACAGAUCUCGAUUCUCCCAAUCGAAUUUCUCUAUUUUUCUUCGAUCUCCAGAGAUCUCGGCGAUUUUCUUUUUUUUUUUCCAUUUCCCUCUGGCUAUCACUAAUUUGAUCUCUGAUCAAUUCGGUUGAUUUCCGCCUCGCUCCCUUCCUUACCUGUUUCGAGUUCCUCAAUUUUUGCUGGAUAUAAAAAAAAGAGAUUUUUUUUUAUUAAACAGUUCUGGUAAGAAUUGGUUUGAGUCUUUGAGAAAAUCCGUGAUUCUUUUACAGAGAUUAGUGUGGGAAUAGAUCAAAGGAGGGGCUUUUGAGUAAGCCAAUUUUUUUCUGAGCGAAGACGGAGUAAGAAGUCAAGCCAGUUGUGGCGUUAUCCAGUUGAGUAAAACGGAGUCGUAUGAGCAACGCAUAGAUGCCGUCGGUGGGAAUGAGACGAACCACAAGGGUUUUCGGGGUGGUUAAAGCCGCAGACGGUGCCCGGGUCCUCCGCUCGGGUCGCCGGAUCUGGCCUAAUGUCGACGAACCAAAGGUAAAGCGUGCCCAUGACGUUGUGGAUCGAGAUUGGAACUGCCUAAAUCCCAGCAAAGGCAAAGGGAACAAAGUCUCCGGUGGUAGAAGUAACGGCGCCGGAAGCAGACCCUGUAGCCCCAGAGAAAUCUCCAGUGAGAAGGACGACAAAGAAAUAGACUUUCCGGUCAGAAAACGGAGGAAAGUGGCAACAGCUGAAGCUGUGGGAGAUGAAAAGACUGUGGAUAAGCUGUUUGGGGUUGUAUAUAGUAGGAAAAGGAAGAGACUUUCUGGCCAGUCAAGUGAUAAUAGAUCAGAGGAGCCACUGCGAAGCCUCAAGUUUUAUUGCAGGCGAAAGAGACUCUCGGACCGGGUGGUUUCUCCACGACGACUCUAUGGUCCUGUGAUUACUCUUACAGUAGAUGCGUCAUGUGAGGAAUCCUGGUUUUCAACUGUUUUCGUCUUGGUUAUGAGAUAUGUGAGGAGGGGACAACUGGGGCUGUCUUCACUUGCUUCUUUUUUCUUGUCUCAACCUAUCAACGACGUCUUUGCAGACCAUGGCGUGCGUUUUCUUGCGGAGCCUCCCCUUAGUUCAAGGGGCGUCUGCAAGUUCUUUGGGGCUCUGAACUGUCUUCCUCUCUUUUCAGCUGAUUUUAAUGCCAUUCCUCGGUGUUUUAUGGAUAUGCAUUUUACUCUGUUUCUCAGAGUAGUUCCACGCUCUUUUGCUUUCGUAAAGAAAUCUCUGUAUUUGCUGAACAACCCGGUUGAAGAAUCUGAUUCAGAGUCUGAAAUAGUUUUAUCUGAACCUUGUAAUCCGAGGAACGGAGUUGUUGUCGGGUUACAUCCGUCUGUUACAGCCUCGAAGCUAACUGGAGGGAAUGCUCAGUAUAGAGGCAGUCUAGGUUUUCAUAGUAUCCAGAAGAGGAGAAGCUCCUUGAGAAGGAGAAGAGCGAGAAAUCUUUCGCAUGGUGUACACAAGCCGCACAAUGGAACGCCGGUUUCUGAACUAUCUGGAAAUUGGAAAAACAGGACAACAUCGGUGUCAUCGAGAAAGCUCAGAAGCUCGGUGCUAAAUAACUCAUCUCCGAGUUCAAAUGGGAUCAGUACCAUUUCAAAGCCGAGGACAAAAGAGGAACUUGAUUCUCUAUGCUGUUCUGCGAACAUAUUGGUUAUAGGUUCAGACAGAUGCACGAGAGAAGAAGGGUGUGGUGUAAUGUUGGAGUUUUCGUCUUCAAAGGAGUGGUUCGUUGUUAUAAAGAAAGAUGGGGCAAUCAGAUACCGACACAGGGCAAGAAAGACUAUGAGACCUUGUUCGUGCAACCGGUUUACACAAUCUAUAGUAUGGUUAGGGGACAAUGAUUGGAAGCUUGAGUUUUGCGACAAACAAGAUUGGCUCGGUUUUAAGGAGAUUUACAACGAAUGCUAUGAACGGAAUAUAUUGGAACAGAAUGCGAAAGUGAUUCCUAUACCUGGAGUAAGAGAAGUGAGUGGGUAUUCAGAGGAUAUUGCUGAUUUUCCCUCAUUUGUUAUGCCAGUUCCAUAUAUUUCUGUGAAAGAAGAUGAGGUGACAAGGGCCAUGGCUCGAAAUAUUGCGAUUUAUGACAUGGAUUCUGAAGAUGAAGAGUGGCUUGAAAGGCAGAACGAGGAAAUGCUUGGUGAGGAACAUGAGCAAUCUCAACGACUUGAGCAGGAUGCUUUUGAAUUGAUGAUUGAUGGGUUUGAAAAGUGCUUUUUUCAAAGCCCUGCCGAUGAUCUCUUGAAUGAGAAAGCAGCCACUGUAGCUAGUCUUUCGUAUCUGGGUAGGCAAGAGGUGGUUGAAGCAGUUCAUGAUUACUGGGCGAGGAAAAGGAAGCAGCGAAAAGCACCACUCCUCAGAGUUUUCCAGGGUCAUCAAGCAAAGAAAUCUCCUCUACUCUUCAAACAUGUGUUUCGUAAGAGAAGAUCCUUCAAAAGGCAGGGGAGUCAACUCCAUGGAAAAUCUAAACAGCUAAGUCUCGUGGGUGUUAAGGCAGCUGAACAAGAGGCUUCAGAGGAACAAAACGAUUAUCUUAGAGUGGAAGAAGCCAAGGCCUUGGCUGAUAGAGCCAUGGAGAUUGCCAUCGCCAAAAGAAGAAGAGCCCAAGUUCUUGCGGAGAAUGCAGACUUGGCUGUUUACAAAGCCAUGACGGCUCUCCGGAUUGCAGAAGCCAUGAAAGUAGCCGAAUCGAGCGAGGUUGCCACAUCCCUUUUCUUGAACUGAUAAUAAUAUGGAAAGAUGCAAAAUUUUACAAGCUUGCUUGGCAAAUGUUGGCUGGGGCAUUUUUCAAAGAGGAUGAUUUGAGAUAAUAGUCUUCUUCUCUCUAGGUUCUGGUUAUGUGUAUAGUUUCUCUACGCUGAGAUUGUAAAUGGGUUCUUAGAUUUUUCUUUCCUUUUUUAGGUUUUUUUUUUUUGUUCGUAUUAUUGUUACCUCACUUGAUGUACCGUAACGUGCUCCAUCCUCUCCCUUUUUUGUCGUUUUUCUUCGGAACAUUUUAAAUGAAGAAAUGGGAAAAAAAAUUA
Eutrema salsugineum is the source of this 3191-nucleotide messenger RNA. RefSeq lists its product as uncharacterized. Gene Ontology annotation, biological process: regulation of transcription by RNA polymerase II. The transcript has 4 exons. Gene Ontology annotation, cellular component: piccolo histone acetyltransferase complex. The record is from RefSeq and is a predicted model, not a curated record. Lineage: Eukaryota; Viridiplantae; Streptophyta; Magnoliopsida; Brassicales; Brassicaceae. Bases 559 to 2892 code for a protein of 777 amino acids.